CAAGAGUUUAUAGACCUGGGCCUAACGGCGUCCAGGAACAUGAGAGCUUUGAGGAGCAUCUUGAAUGAGACUGUCGCUAUGCCGAAGAAUUCCAAUAAAGUACCAUUCUCGAAGCUGCCAUUACCGCCUUCUUCACAUCUCCUAACACACAACCUCACGCCAGACCCACGCACUCCAGACCCUGCGACGUUUUUCUCCGAUGUACUUGCCAGGACACCGAGCGUCCAGCGCCGUGCGAGACUUUUGUCUCCAGAAGCACAUUUUUCGUACGUGAACCCGAUGCCUCUCGAGUUUCCGUACGAAAUUGCACCGCCGGACCCGCCUGAGGUCGUCACAGACAAAGCCGAGUACAUCGAGCAGUGGCUGAGUGACCAUGAAGCAAAGAUCCCAGCGGAAGCCUCGUCUGCACUGUCCGGCAACUUCCACUUGCAUAAAUACGUCUCCAAGUCGCGAAACUACCGGAGAGAGCUCAUCGCAUUGUCCGAGACGUGCGUUAACGAUUGUCUGCCGCUGUUAGACUGUGGGGACGCAUUUGACACUCUGAAACCCACUUUCGUGCCUUCCAAGUUGGACAAUGAAAAGGUCUCGUCAUCUGUCGAGGCUCGGAAUGCCCGUCAGGAGCUUGUAGAUAUUCUUGGCGGUCAUGUCUCUCUUAUGUCCCCUGACGGAUCAGACCAAUUAGGCGGGAAAGGAUGCGCUCCUUGGUCUCUUAGGUACAGCGGUCACCAGUUUGGCGACUGGGCAGGCCAACUCGGUGACGGACGAGCUAUCUCAAUCCUCGUCACGCCUCACCCAUCUGACCCUGACACAACAUAUGAGGUUCAGCUGAAGGGAGCUGGCCGCACGCCGUUCUCCCGGAGUGCUGAUGGCCUUGCCGUCCUUCGCUCGUCUAUUCGUGAGUACUUAUGCUCAGAAGCCAUGCAUGCAUUGGGCAUUCCCACUACUCGGUCUCUUGCUUUGGUGUAUCUACCUGAACUGCCCGUCAUACGCGAACGAGUCGAGAAAGCAUGUGUGACGACGAGAGUCGCGGAAACUUUCAUUCGGAUAGGAAACUUUGAAGCACUCUCUCCUCCCUCACGGGCAAUGUUUUUCUUUGGUGGAGGGCAGCAACAUGCAGACUACGAAGCUCUUCGCAUCCUUGGAGAAUGGACCGUCAAGCGCAUUCUUAAACUGGGCAAUGUCGAUCUAGACGCUGGUGACGCAUGGGGGAAGGAGCUGGUCUUUGAAGUGGCCCGGAGAAAUGCUAAGAUGGUCGCAGCAUGGCAGGCGUACGGCUUCAUGCACGGCGUCAUCAAUACAGACAAUGUAUCAAUUGCUGGACUUACGAUAGACUAUGGACCGUACGCGUUUAUGGAUGUUUUUGACCCCCAUCACAUAUGCAACCACUCCGACCAAGAAGGCCGGUAUGCUUACAAUCAACAACCUAACAUGAUUGGCUAUGCUUGCCGUGCCCUGCUUAACGCGCUCGCCCCUCUGAUUGGCGCUGAAAUUGCCCAUGGUAACAAAGCGGUACAGAAGGGCUGGGCCGACAACGUCAAUGACGAGACCAUCUCAGAAUGGCGCACCGCGGGGAUAGAGGAGGUUGGGUCUACGAUGAACCAAAUCAUCGAGUCAACUUACACCAUCGAAUAUGGCGUGACCCUCCGCCGGCGUCUCGCACUUCGUCGCGAAGAUCCCUCGGAUCAGCGCACGAUCUUCCAACCCCUGUUGGAUAUGAUGGAAAACCAGAGACUAGAUUUCCAUGGCACAUUCAGAAAGCUGGCAUUCUUCCGGCCGAGGAUGCUCCGUGGGGAGGACAAUAGUGGCACAAUAACUCUGGAAGCAUUUAUUGCAGAACUGCUCAGGGGAGCACCGGAGUCGGAACGCCUAGACACGGGUAAGGCAACAGAAGAAUGGCUCGCAUGGCUUGACACCUAUGCCGCUCGCAUCGAAUAUGAGAAAACCGGCGAAGAGUGGGCUAGGGAAGAUUUCGACGAGGCGCGGGGAAGGGCUGCGAUAGCUGCAAACCCUCGCUUUGUGCUCAGGCAGUGGUUGCUUGAAGAGGUCAUCAAGAAGGUCGAGGCAGACCCCACGACCGGGAGGCACAUUCUUGCAAAAGUCAUGCAGAUGGCGUGUUCUCCGUUCAAACCGUGGGGGCGCGAGGGCGACGUGUCAGACAACGAACUCAGCGAAGAGGAGAGGGAGGAGCGGCGGUACUGCGGUCUCGGAGAUAGGAGGAUGCUUGGGUUUCAAUGCAGCUGUUCUAGCUAAACGGCCUUCGUUACUCGCCUCACUCUCAAGUUAUGCUCCGAUUAUCUACUGAGCCUUCGGGAUCUUAGAUGAUUAGAGUGCAUGAUCGGUUCUCAUAAAGACGGAGAUGGCAUCCAACAGUCUCGAGAUCAGGAAAUCUCCAGUUCUACCAGAGUGCCCAGUGAAUAGCGAGUCGAAUGCGACCAUUUAAAUAGGAGCGACCGUGCAUAGGGAAAGCA
Messenger RNA from Pisolithus orientalis, 2468 nucleotides. RefSeq lists its product as uncharacterized. NCBI's taxonomy places the organism in Eukaryota, Fungi, Basidiomycota, Agaricomycetes, Boletales, Pisolithaceae. The coding region runs from base 40 to 2250 and encodes 736 amino acids. The transcript has 8 exons. The record is from RefSeq and is a predicted model, not a curated record.